Orussus abietinus is the source of this 1053-nucleotide messenger RNA. RefSeq names its product complexin (gene cpx). Bases 206 to 628 code for a protein of 140 amino acids. Gene Ontology annotation, biological process: neurotransmitter transport; regulation of neurotransmitter secretion; synaptic vesicle exocytosis. Gene Ontology annotation, molecular function: syntaxin binding. Gene Ontology annotation, cellular component: terminal bouton; SNARE complex. The record is from RefSeq and is a predicted model, not a curated record. NCBI's taxonomy places the organism in Eukaryota, Metazoa, Arthropoda, Insecta, Hymenoptera, Orussidae. The transcript is spliced from 6 exons.
CGCAGUUCACUCGGUCCACCGGCGCUCGUCACGAGACUUCGACCCUCCUCCCUCCGGCUCUACGCUUCGGGCCCGCCCGACCACCGCCUGCGACCGGCGCUCCAGGCGAGGAGAUCGCGAGACUUCCGGACACUCGGAGAAGGCUGACGAAAGGGGUUCCCAGGAUCCCGAGAGGCUUCGCAAGUAGGACCGAGCCGGAACCAAGAUGGCGGCCUUCGUCGCGAAGCAGAUGGUCGGGAACAAGCUUAACGCCGUCAAGGGGGCGGUGGGCGGUGAAGGAGGCGAUGAAGACGACAAGGAGAAGGAGGAGGAGGCCGAGAGGGAGCGACAGGAGGCCAUCCGAGAAGCCGAGGAGAGACGGAAGGAGAAGCACCGUAAGAUGGAGGAGGAACGAGAAAAGAUGCGACAAGAGAUCAGGGAUAAGUAUAACAUAAAGAAGCGGGAGGAGGUGCAGGAAAUUCCCCAAGAAGAGCCCAACCCUUUGAUGCGCAAGAAGAAGACCCCCGAAGAGCUGGCGGCAGAAGCCGAAGCGGAAGACGAGGACGAGUUCACCAAGCUGAAGAACACGAUAGAGACGCAGGUGAACGAGAUCAAGACGCAGAUCGAAAGUAAAUGCAGCCUCCAAUGAGUCCAUGGCAUCGUGCGGUCCACGAGAACGGCACGGUGCGAGAUGGCGUUCCCGUUCGCCUACGAGUCCUCCCCAAGGCCAGGCGAUGGCCCCAGGUUAGCCGAGGUCGAGGUCAAGGCCGCCGAGUGGACCGGCCGUGCCGUUCCGGUACCGGAAGUGCCGACGACCGUUUAGCCACCGACGGUGAAGGAGUCGAAGAGGACCAGCGGAGGAAGAGAGAGGGACUCGACCUCGACCCAAAGCCAAUCCGAUCGAAGAAUUUCAAGCCGGACAUCUGGAAAGAAAAUCCCCGAAGAAGAUGCCGAGGAAGAGGCAAGACCCCCUCCUAUUUCCAGCGGCAACGAAACGAGGAAGAGGACGGUCGAGGUCGGGGAGUACCCUUCUCUCCUCUCUCGACAAGGAGAUGAGCGGGAGGACCUCGUACA